AAAAGGAAAUGGAGAAGCCCUCGACCCCUUCCAAGGUUGCUCAGAAGAUCCCUAAGAAGAAGAAGAAAAGAGUGGAGAAUUACGAGAUGUACAUCUAUAGAGUGCACCAGAAGGUCAAGAACCGCCUCCGUCCACGGGAGAUCGAUGAUCCGGAGGGAGGAAGUCUCUUCUUUCCUCCGGUCAUGGGCAUUUCCAGAAAGGCCAUUAGCAUCAUGAACUCCUUCGUGACCGACCUUUUCGAGAGAUUGGCUGGAGAGGCAUCAAUGCUGACAAAGUCGGCAAAGACGGAAACAUUCACUUCCUGGCCUAUUCAGAAGGCUCUCAAACUGGUCCUUCCCUAUGAGCUUGGUGAGUUUGCAGAGCGAAGGGGUCUAGAAGCGGUCAACAGAUUCCUCCAUGACUAUACGCCCUUGGACGAACUGCGUUGAGCAAAAGGGUCCAGAAGCUCCCCAGUUCUCAGCUGCUUGACCUCUCUGGUUUUCUUCGCUUACGGUGUCUUUUUAGCUUUAGUUUACUUUUAGUUGUAAU
Molecule: messenger RNA, 528 nt
Organism: Cryptomeria japonica (Japanese cedar)
Lineage: Eukaryota; Viridiplantae; Streptophyta; Pinopsida; Cupressales; Cupressaceae
Product: histone H2B-like
Exons: 1
Coding region: 9-428 (139 amino acids)
Biological process (GO): nucleosome assembly
Cellular component (GO): nucleosome
Molecular function (GO): structural constituent of chromatin; DNA binding; protein heterodimerization activity
Source: RefSeq, a predicted model, not a curated record